Molecule: messenger RNA, 864 nt
Organism: Camelina sativa (false flax)
Lineage: Eukaryota; Viridiplantae; Streptophyta; Magnoliopsida; Brassicales; Brassicaceae
Source: RefSeq, a predicted model, not a curated record
AUGGCAGAAAGACUCGAUCCUUAUCCUUUUCCUUCUAAUAUUCAUGUUGCGAGUUCUGUUACUAUUAAACUGAGUGACACCAACUAUCUCUUGUGGAAAACUCAGUUCGAAUCUCUGCUUCGCUCCCAGAAGCUGCUCGGUUUCGUUAAUGGUGAAAUUCCCAGGCCUGCAGCUACUCGAGUGACCACUGUCAACAAUCAACAAGUCACCGACCCUAAUCCAGCCUAUGAAGCCUGGAUCUGUACUGACGAACUCAUCAAGUCAUGGCUUUUUGGAACUCUCUCUGAAGAAGUUCUUGGUCUCGUCCAUGCUUUGUCAACAUCUCAAGAGGUAUGGAUGUCCCUUGCCUCCAGUUUUAAUCGAAGCUCUGUGUCUAGAGAGUGUGAGUUGCUUCGUCGCCUUAAUCUUUUGAACAUGAAAGAUAAGACCUUUUCUGUGUACUGUCGAGAGUUUCGUGCUGUCUGUGAUAAUCUGAGUGCGAUAGGUAAGCACGUUAAUGAGUCCAUGAAGGUUGUUCUGUUUCUGAAUGGACUAGCUAGGGAAUAUGACCCUAUUGCUACUGUUAUCCAGAGUUCUCUGUCUCGUUUACCUGCUCCUACAUUUAAUGAUGUGGUUCUUGAGGUCUCUGGUUUCGACUCGAAAUUGCAGUCGUAUGAAUCUGCUUCAGAUGUCUCGCCAAACCUAGCUUUUCAAGCUCAAAGGGGUGGUUUCUCUGGCUAUCGUGGUCGAGGAUCGAACUCUCGUGGUCGAGGAGGUCGCAACUUCUCUACUCGUGGUCGUGGUUUCUCUCAACAGGUUAUGACUUCUGAUGAGAAAGGUUUUGCGAUGGUAGGAUUUAGAGACGAGGAAGGUUUGGACAUCUAG